This is a messenger RNA of Zophobas morio, 636 nucleotides long. RefSeq names its product odorant receptor 7a-like. The transcript has 6 exons. Gene Ontology annotation, molecular function: olfactory receptor activity; odorant binding. Gene Ontology annotation, cellular component: plasma membrane. NCBI's taxonomy places the organism in Eukaryota, Metazoa, Arthropoda, Insecta, Coleoptera, Tenebrionidae. Gene Ontology annotation, biological process: sensory perception of smell; detection of chemical stimulus involved in sensory perception of smell. Bases 1 to 636 code for a protein of 211 amino acids. The record is from RefSeq and is a predicted model, not a curated record.
AUGGACUACUAUUUUACAUUGAUUUUCAUUGCUGCAGCAACUGUGUAUGAUGGUUGUACCACAGUCAUGGACCCAUUGCUUGGUGGUCUGGUAUAUCAUGCGACAGCCCAGCUAAAGAUUUUGAAAUAUAACUUAGAGCAUCUUGACAAGCAUCUAGAAGAUAACUGCAACGAAAGUAGUGAACAUAUCAUCGAAUUUCACUGUGUUCACAAACAGCUAGAAAGUUGUAUUGAUCACCAUCAGCAAAUUUUGUGGUUUAUAGACGAAUAUGAAGAAUGUUUCUCGUGGAGCAUAUUCUGCCAGUUUACUGGAAGUAUGCUUUCUGUUCCACUCAACAGCGUCGAAGCUUUGACAUAUGUUGUGGCGAUAUUUACUGUUAGUUUUCAAAUACUAUUUUACUGCCAUUACGGUACACUGCUAUAUGAGGAGAAUAAUGAGCUAAUCAACGCGAUUUGUAUGGGACCGUGGUAUAAAUAUGACGCUGAAAUUCGAAAAAGUUUAUUAAUUAUAAUGGAACGCUCUAAACGGCCACUGCUAAUUACCGCUGGAAAAGUGGUAGAGGUUGUGAUUGGAACAUUUGUAUCGGUUUUGAAAACAAGUUAUUCGUUGAUUGCUGUUUUCAAUAAUUAUAAUUAA